Condylura cristata (star-nosed mole) is the source of this 1855-nucleotide messenger RNA. RefSeq names its product zinc finger protein 135-like. The record is from RefSeq and is a predicted model, not a curated record. Gene Ontology annotation, biological process: regulation of transcription by RNA polymerase II. Lineage: Eukaryota; Metazoa; Chordata; Mammalia; Eulipotyphla; Talpidae. The transcript has a single exon. Bases 186 to 767 code for a protein of 193 amino acids. Gene Ontology annotation, molecular function: DNA-binding transcription factor activity, RNA polymerase II-specific; RNA polymerase II cis-regulatory region sequence-specific DNA binding.
UGUGCAGGUGGGUGCGGACCUGGCGGCCCCAGUCUCACCCACCAGUCUGGCCAUCACUGUGAGCCAUGGGCUCCUCCCUCAUCAAACACUAGCCCUGCCAUACUGGAGAGAAGCCAUAUAAAUGCAAUCAAUGUGGGAAGUUCUACUCACAGGUUUCCCAUCUCACCCGCCACCAGAAGAUCCACAUGGGGGAGAAGCCCUAUCAAUGUGGGGAGUGUGGCAAGGCUUUCUGCCACACCUCCUCCCUGACACAGCACCAGACCAUUCACACCGGAGAGAAGCCAUACAAAUGUAAUGAAUGUGGGAAAACUGUCAGCCACAGAUCAUCCCUGACCCAGCACCAGGGUGUUCAUACUGGAGAAAAACCCUAUGAGUGUCCUGAGUGUGGCAAAGCCUUCAGCCACAGCUCAUCCCUGACCCAGAACCAGAGGAUUCACACUGGGGAGAAGCCCUACUGGUGUAAUGAGUGCAGGAAAGUGUACACUCAGAUCUCCCACCUCAUGCGGCACCAGAGCAUUCACGUGGGGGAGAGGCCCUAUGUCUGUCAUGAGUGUGGAAAGGCUUUCAGACACACUUUGUCCUUCACUCAACAUCAGACAAUUCAUACCGGUGAGAAGCCCUACAAGUGUAAUGAAUGUGGCAAAACCUUUAGCCAGAACUCUUCUCUGACACGCCACCAGAGGAUUCACAUGGAGGAAAAGCCCUCUGAGUGUAAGGUCUGCGGGAAAGCUUAUACACAGAUUUCCCACCCCAUUCAACACCAGUAGAUUCACACCGGCGAGAAGCCAUAUGAGUGUGGUGAGUGUGGGAGAGCCUUCAGUUGGAGCACCCACCUCAUUGAGCAUCAGGUGAGAAGCCCUAUAAGUGUGGGCAAUGUGGGAAAAUGUUCAGUCACAAGUUCCCUCACUCAGCAUCAGAGGAUUCACACUGGAGAGAAACCCUACGCCUGUAACGAAUGUGGGAAAGCCUUCAGCCAGAGCAUCCACCUCACCCAGCACCAGAGAGUUCAUUCUGGAGAGAAGCCCUAUAGAUGUCACUGUGGGAAAACUUAUGCCCAGAUCUCAAACCUCAUACAACACCAGAAAGUUCAUAUGGAUGACAAACACUGUGUGUAGAGAACAUGGAGAGGGUUUCAGCUGGAGUUCACACCUAGCUGAACACGGGCGACUUCACACUGUGCAGAAUACCUGUGUCUACAGUGAAGCUGAAAAGGCCUUUGCUUGACGCCUGCAGCUUGGUAACUGUCAGACAACUCCCACAGACGAGCAGGCCUGUGCGGCACAUGCUGGCUGUUCUGUUAGCUUCUGGCUAACUGCCACCUACACUGACUUCCUCCUGGGGAGGAACUACGACAUGUUGAAAGUUGGUUUCUCUGUUUCCCAGAAGCUGUCUGCUGGGACAGCUUCUGAUCGUAUUAGGAGCUUCCCCAAUGGGUUUGUCAACCCUGAAACAGAGAAUGGGGUGUCCGGGGGCUGGUCUAAAUGGGAAGCAUCUCCAUCUGUGAUCUUUAAUAAGAACUGGUCUCUUCGAGUCACUGUUAUGUAUUAAUCAUUCACAAAUUGGAAGCUGAAAAUUUGUAGAUUCAAGUAAAAGUCUCCAGAUACACAUAACUGAACACCUGCUGGCUGAUUUUGUUUUCCUCAAAGUUUUAAGCUGCAAAUGUCACUGGACAAUCUACAGGGUUAAACACCAACUUUGCUUCACAUGCUUAUCACCAUGUUUUAUAUCCUGUUGUUAGUAUCUUUGACAAAUCUUCAGGAUUUUUGCUCUUUAAAACAUCCCUAGUGGGAUAGGGUUAAAGUUUCAGCACUGUUAAUCUAUCACCAGCCACUGGCAUGAGUUCGAUCCCCAACCA